Molecule: messenger RNA, 444 nt
Organism: Mycotypha africana
Lineage: Eukaryota; Fungi; Mucoromycota; Mucoromycetes; Mucorales; Mycotyphaceae
Product: DnaJ domain-containing protein
Exons: 3
Coding region: 1-444 (147 amino acids)
Cellular component (GO): cytoplasm; nucleus
Molecular function (GO): protein-folding chaperone binding; protein folding chaperone
Source: RefSeq, a predicted model, not a curated record
AUGACCAACGUUCCUGAUUACUAUGCCAUUCUCGGUGUUCAACCUUCAGCCACAUUAGACGAAAUCCGUGAAGCUUACAAGAAGCAGGCACUUAUCAGCCACCCUGAUCGUCUUCCUCCUACUGCUACCCCUCAGGAACGUGAAGAAGCCACAAGAAAGUUUCAAUUAAUAGCUGAUGCUUACUUUAUUCUGGGUGAUCGUACCAGACGUGAAUCGUAUGAUAAAUCAAAAAGUAAAAACAAGACAGGCUUCACUCCAUUCUCGUCUGCAAAGCCUAAUGCAUCACCAAAUCAAGCAAAUCAAAUGUUUGGAAGUGUUUUUGAAGAGUUGUUAAAGGUCGAAGUGGAAAGACCUGGGCAUCUUUGGAAGAUUCUUGGUUCAGGUGCUGGUUUAGUGAUUGGGUUCAUUCUUGCUAAUGUCCCAGGUGCUCUAGCUGUAAGUUGA